This is a messenger RNA of Bombina bombina (fire-bellied toad), 12663 nucleotides long. It is a transcript of the gene DNAH6, whose product is annotated as dynein axonemal heavy chain 6. Gene Ontology annotation, biological process: microtubule-based movement. Bases 1 to 12519 code for a protein of 4172 amino acids. NCBI's taxonomy places the organism in Eukaryota, Metazoa, Chordata, Amphibia, Anura, Bombinatoridae. Gene Ontology annotation, molecular function: dynein light intermediate chain binding; dynein intermediate chain binding; minus-end-directed microtubule motor activity. The transcript has 76 exons. The record is from RefSeq and is a predicted model, not a curated record. Gene Ontology annotation, cellular component: dynein complex.
AUGAUUCUUUUUAUUUCAGUUGCAAUGUCUACCAGUAUAUCACGCAGUUCCAGUGGUACAUUUAAACCAUCAUGUUUCAGAGAGCAGUCAAGCAGUGAACAAAUGGAUUGUACACAGGGCCCUCAUCUGAGCAAGCUAAGGGAUAGAAUUAUCUCAGUUGCUCCAAAACAGAUGGCAUCAAACCCACAGGCACUCAUUUUUACCCAUAAUACAAAAGCACAAGACAAUACAAGAAAACGGCAGAGGGCUAUAAAACUGGAACCUCUGCCUGUGUUGAAGACAUAUCAAGAUCAUCAUCAUCCUGAGUAUAUAUAUAAAAAGAAUAAAGAAGAUCUUAUAAGUCGAGGUGUUCUUAAGCGUCCCACAUCCUCAGAAAAAGGGCAGAGAUCUGUUAUUGUGGAACCUAUUUCAUCACAUUCACCAUUGCCAGAACUUCCAGAUGACUUAAAAGAAAAGCAGACACAGUUGGACUACAGUAGAACUAUAUCUCCUACACCUCCAAAACAACCACGUACCAUUCUACCAAGAACAAGCUCAAAAAGACGACUUUCCUCUCCACCAUCAUAUUCUUUUGAGACUGCAGAGAAUGUCAUUAAGGCAGAUAUCAGAAAUCCUUUAGAUAUCAUCAAAAUUAUAAAAGAAAGUAAGAGCUUAGGAUUCCUUUAUAUGACUCCUGCAGUUCCCAAGUCUUCAAUUGAUUAUGACCCAUAUAACUUAAGAAUUGUAAAAUAUGAAAACAUCAAUAAAAAUGAGUACUACACUAUAAGUGAAAAAGGUGUCACCCAUAUGUCGGAUGGAGAAGUUUUAUUUCUUGAGCUUGAAAGAUGGAAACAGGAAUAUCUUUACCACAAAGCAUUAAAACAAAUUCCGAUUUUUUCACACUUUCGAAAAUGGAAAGCGUUUACUGUAUGGAGGAAAAAUGUUCGCACAAAGAAAAUCUGCGAAUGCCGCAAAGCUCUUCAAGAGAACCUGUUCAUCGUUAAUGCAGACUUGCGCCCUGCCAUCAUCCACGUUCAAGAAAUGUGUUAUCGAAUUGGUGAUAUGGGCCUUUGCCGCAUUGAAAAAGGAUACACAUACACUUUGGAGGAAUUUAUAAGCAAACAAUUUAAACAAAUGGAAGAGGUAGCAAAUCAUUUAACUAGUUUCCGGGAGCUGACUAAGGAAGUUGUAAGGAGCGCGUGUCGAAGAGCUUUGCUUGAUGCUGGAUUUACGCCUGAUGAUUACCUUAACGAAUCAGACAAUCCAGAGCUGACAAAUAUUACUGCUGCACCUUUGGUUCCUGGCUCACUUUUACCUCAUUACGAUGGGGAACUUUUUAAGGAAUCUGCUGAAAAAAUGACCUACACAGAACAGGCCAACAAGAGGUCUCAUUGUAGAAGGCUAGCAUGCUUUAUUCGUUUAGCCGAUUACCUGAUAGUGAACACUAUGCAUAUUCUGGCGGUUAACUCAGUUAAUACAUUGCUAACCUGUUUGGUGAAUAAGUUGAAAACUACACCUUCUGAUCCUGUGAUACAGACCUGGAACACAGAGCGAGCACAAGAAUCUACUGACCAAAAGAAAACAUUACUGCCUACAACUGGAGGACAAAGUGAAGACGAACCAGUGCCAAUGUUUCUUACUGAAAUAAUUCUUGAUACUCACUCACUUUGGUUUGAGCCAGGUCUUGAUGAUUUUCAGGAACAUCUAGCAGAAGUAGUUAAUCAUUUUCAAGAAACUGUUUUCUCAGUAGAAAAUCUUGUGCCUGACCCAUACUUUGAUGCCUUUACACAACCUAUUAUUAACAAUAAACUUGAGGAGAAGACUUGCGGGGAUGGUCCAAGCUUAAGUAUGAUGUUUGAAGAUGACAAGCAUUUGCAGUCCAUCAUUUUGCAAACAAAGGAAACCAUCCAAUCAGCAUUUAAUGCAGCCAAUGUAUAUUCAGACACGUUUGAAAGGUUUCAAAAGUUUUUCAAAGAAAAUGAAAGUUUGGAUUUCAAAGCUCUGAAGCAAGAGGUUUUAGACGUUUCAUUCUUUGCUGAGCACCUGCAGAAAUACAAUGAAGAACACAAGGAUGCUCUUGCAAUAAAACAAAGAAGAAAUUUGGGUCUUCUGCUUAUUGAUGCCAAAAAACUAAAGGAGAAAUUAAUUCCAUCUCCAAAACGGUGCUUGGAGGAAAUUAAUGAUAUACUUCCAAUCCUUGCUAAGAAAAAGAUGGAUGCCAUUAUAGCAGAGGCUCAAGAUGCUCAAUUUAAACUUGAAUUCUCUCCUUCUACAACAAUAGAAUAUGUGGAUAAUUUAGUAUUCCUGGAUGAGAUUCAAAAAAGGGUUGAAGUUCUGGAAGAAGAAUCAAACGUCAUUUCUCAAAUGUUUGAACUCAUUGACAAAUACAAUGUCCCGACACCUCCUGAAGAUUUUGCAGUAUAUGCCACUCUCAAACCAUCAAUUACUGCAGUUCGAAAUGCCAUUGACAAGUCUGUGGGUGAAAGAGAUGGCUGCAUCGAAAAAUUCUGUCGUUCUUUAGACAAAGAUAUUGCAGAAUUAAACAAAGACGUAAAGGAAGUGAAACAGAAAUCACAGGAUCCACAGCUUCUUGAUAUUACAGCUGACGAAACUAAAAUAAAACAAAUCUUGGCUGACAUGCAGCUAAUUUUAGAUAUGUUACAGAAACGGGCAUUUCAGUACAAGACUUACCAGAAGAAUUUUAAGGUUGAAGUAACAAAGUUUGAUGCUCUGGAAGAAGUGAGUGCAGAGAUAAAACUAAAACAGCUUCUGUGGGAUUCCCUAAGUGAAUGGGAUAUUCUUCAGGCUGAGUGGAUGAAGGCUAAAUUUGAAACCCUUGAUACAGAGCAGCUGAAUUCAUUAGUCCUUAAAUAUGCCAAGUUUGUAAAUCAAUUGGAAAAAGGACUGCCGCCAAAUAAUGUAGUGCCUCAACUUAAAGAGAAGGUGGAAAGAAUGAAAGAAAAGGUUCCUGUUAUUAUUGAUCUGAGAAACCCGUGUUUGAAACCAAGACAUUGGUCUUCUUUGGAAGGACUUAUAAAUGCACCUUUGCUGGACACUGAGCAACCACUCUCUCUGGAUAGGUUAAUUGAGAUAAAUGCUUUUGAAUAUGCCCAAGAAAUUCAGGAUGUUUCUGGACAGGCUUCUGGGGAAGCUUCAUUAGAGUCUAUACUUAAAAAGGUGGAAGAUUCUUGGAAAACUACUGAAUUUAUUACAGUUCUUCAUCGUGAUUCUAAAGAUGUAUUCAUCCUUGGUGGAACAGAUGAAAUUCAGGCUCUCCUUGAUGAUAGCAUCAUCAACAUAUCAACUAUUGCAUCAUCACGCUAUGUUGGACCUAUCAAGGCCCGUGUCGAUGAAUGGCAAGCAAAUCUCUCUCUGUUUAAUAGAACUCUAGAAGAAUGGUUGACUUGUCAAAGAAACUGGCUAUAUUUAGAAAGUAUAUUUAGUGCUCCUGAUAUUAUGAGGCAACUUCCCAGAGAAGCCAAGCUAUUUUUACAGGUGGACAAAACCUGGAAAGAUAUCAUGAGAAAAGUAAACCGCUUACCCAAUGCCCUUCGAGCAGCUACUCAGGAUGGAGUUCUAGAGUCUUUUAAACAAAACAAUGAAUGUCUUGAAGAAAUUCAAAAAUGCUUGGAGAAUUACUUGGAAUCUAAGAGAGUAAUUUUUCCAAGAUUUUAUUUUCUAUCAAACGAUGAACUUCUGGAAAUCCUUGCCCAGACACGCAACCCCCAAGCUGUUCAGCCUCAUUUGAGAAAAUGUUUUGAUUCUAUUUCCAAACUUGAGUUUGCUGUUUCAUCCCCUGAGGGAGGGCAGGAGGUCUUUACGAACGACAUUUUAGCAAUGCUGUCACCUGAAGGAGAAAGGGUUAGCUUGGGCAAAGGACUGAAGGCACGAGGCAAUGUGGAAGACUGGCUGGGCAAGGUAGAAGAAGCAAUGUUCACGUCUCUUAGACGCCUAAGCAAAGCUGCUAUUGCUGACUAUAAAAAGAAAACCAGAGUGGAAUGGGUUGUUGCAGGGCAUCCUUCUCAGGUUGUGUUGACAAUUUCUCAGCUUAUGUGGUGCAGAGAUCUGACUCAGUGCCUUGAAGGGGAAUCUAAAGACAACUUGAAAGCUGUGGCAGAGUUUGAAAAAAUAAACUUUGAACGGUUGAAUUCUUUAGCUGCACUGGUUCGUGGACAACUACCAACAUUGCACAGAAACAUAAUAACUGCUCUGAUAACUAUUGAUGUACACGCAAGAGACAUUGUCAGUGAUCUUCUAAGAGACCAGGUUGACAGUACUGACAGCUUUGAGUGGCAGCGACAAUUACGUUAUUAUUGGGAUACACAACUCGACAACUGCGUUGCGCGGAUGGCGUUAUCUCAAUAUACAUAUGCUUAUGAAUACCUUGGUGCGUGUCCUCGAUUAGUGAUAACGCCUCUUACUGACCGAUGCUAUCUUUGCCUCAUGGGUGCUUUACAGCUAGAUCUUGGAGGGGCCCCGGCUGGUCCUGCGGGCACCGGAAAAACAGAGACAACUAAAGACCUUGCAAAAGCCCUUGCCAUCCAGUGUGUGGUCUUCAACUGUUCUGAUGGGUUAGAUUACAAGAUGAUGGGUCGUUUCUUCAGUGGUUUAGCUCAGUCUGGAGCCUGGUGUUGCUUUGAUGAAUUCAAUCGUAUUGACAUUGAAGUUCUUUCUGUAAUUGCCCAGCAACUAAUCACCAUAAGAAAUGCCAAAGCCUCAAAGAGCAUUAGGUUUUUCUUUGAAGGACGGGAAAUAAAAUUGGUUAUGACUUGUGCAGCAUUUAUCACUAUGAACCCAGGCUAUGCCGGAAGAACAGAAUUACCAGAUAACCUAAAAGCCCUUUUCAGGCCUUUUGCAAUGAUGGUUCCAAACUAUGCCUUGAUUGCCGAGGUGAUUUUAUAUUCUGAAGGAUUUGAAUCCAGCAAAGUUCUUGCCAGGAAGAUGACUCAAAUGUAUAAACUUUGCAGUGAGCAGCUUUCGCAGCAAGAUCACUAUGAUUUUGGCAUGAGAGCCGUAAAAUCCGUCUUAGUUAUGGCUGGAUCACUGAAAAGGGAAAAUCCCAAUUUAAAUGAGGAUGUUGUUCUCAUACGUGCCUUAAGAGACUCAAAUUUACCAAAGUUCUUGACAGAUGAUGCUGAUUUGUUCAGUGGCAUCAUAUCUGACCUUUUCCCAGGAGUUCUAAUACCUGAGCAUGACUAUGGUACUUUGCAUUCAACUAUUGUUGAUGCGUUAAUAGCUCGAGGAUUGCAGCCUGUACCCAGUAUGAUUCAUAAAGUAAUACAGUUUUUUGAAACCAUGAUUGUGAGACAUGGGGUCAUGCUUGUUGGACCAACUGGGGGUGGAAAAACUACAGUUUACCAAAUCCUGGCAGAUGCACUUGGAACAUUAUUUGAGGCUGGGGAAACACAUCAUUUUUAUCAGCCUGUUAAAACCUAUGUCCUAAACCCCAAAUCAAUUACAAUGGGUGAAUUAUACGGAGAAGUGAAUCCAUUAACAUUGGAAUGGAAGGAUGGACUUAUGGCACUAAGUGUUCGAGCUGCUGUCAAUGAUACUUCAAAAGACCACAAAUGGAUGAUCUGUGAUGGACCUGUUGAUGCAUUAUGGAUUGAAAAUAUGAAUACGGUUCUAGAUGAUAACAAAAUGCUUUGUUUGGCCAACAGUGAGAGAAUCAAACUGACACCCCAAAUUCAUAUGGUCUUUGAGGUACAAGACCUAAAAGUGGCAUCUCCUGCCACAGUAAGCCGAUGUGGGAUGGUUUAUAUUGAUGCAGAAGAGCUAAAAUGGAUGCCAUAUGUUCAAACCUGGAUAACAGGUCUAUCAUCUAAGCUAAAUGAUGAAACCAGGCAAUAUAUACUUGCUUUAUUUGACCGUUAUGUUGAAGAUGGACUUAAAUAUGUUGCAAAAAAAUGUACACAAGCUAUUGCCCAAGUGGAUAUUAGUAAAGUAACUACACUGUGCUGUUUACUGGAAUCAUUGCUGCUUGGAAAAGGAGGACCUGAUCUAAAAAUGGAGCAAUCAAGACUGAACAGCGUUAUAUGCCAGACUUUUGUUUUCUGCUAUCUGUGGUCAGUGGGAGGAAAUCUAACUGACAAUUAUUGGGAUACCUUUGAUACAUUUCUCAGACAGCAAUUUGAAGAUAACCCUGAAGCCAAGCUUCCAUCUUCAGGAGACUUGUGGAGCAUUUAUAUGGAUUAUGACAGUAAACGCUUGGAAUCAUGGGAGAGAAUAAUUCCAUCUUUCAAGUACAGCAAAGAGCUUCCAUUUUUUGAAAUGCUUGUCCCGACAACUGAUACUGUACGGUAUGGGUAUCUAAUGGAAAAACUGUUGGCUGUCAGACACUCUGUGCUCUUUACUGGACUCACAGGAGUUGGCAAGUCUGUAGUUGCUCGAGGUUUACUAAACAGAAUACAAGAAGAAGCAUCUUACGUGCCUGUAUACAUAAACUUCUCAGCUCAGACAUCCUCUUCGCGGACACAAGAGAUAAUUGAGUCUAAGUUGGAAAAGAAAAGGAAAACCAUUUUAGGUGCUCCGGGUAACAAAAGAGUCAUCAUAUUUGUUGAUGAUUUAAACAUGCCAAAAUUAGAUCGAUAUGGUUCUCAACCGCCAAUUGAACUGCUGCGCCAGUACCAAGAUUUCCGAGGGUUUUAUGACAGAGAAAAAAUGUUUUGGAAAGAAAUACAGGACGUAACAAUUGCAGCUGCCUGCGCUCCUCCAGGUGGGGGUCGUAAUCCGGUAACUCCACGCUUUAUAAGACACUUCAGCAUGUUGUGCCUGCCAACGCCCUCAGAGCAAAGCCUUAAACAGAUUUUUCAGGCGAUCCUAAAUGGAUUUUUGACAGAUUUUCCUCAAGCAGUGAAGCAAGCUUCAGUAAACAUAGUUGAAGCCGCAGUGGAAAUUUACCACAGGAUGAGCAUUGAUCUUCUCCCAACUCCCGCAAAAUCUCAUUAUGUAUUUAAUCUACGCGACUUGUCAAAAUGUAUUCAAGGUAUACUUCAGUGUGAACCAGGAACUGUAAGAGAUGAAACACAAAUUUUCAGACUAUUUUGUCACGAGUGCCAAAGAGUCUUUCAUGACCGUUUAAUCAACAACGAAGACAAGCAAUAUUUCCAUUCAAUGCUAUCUGAAAUGUCCAGUAAAUACUUUUCUGUUCAAAUUGAUCCAAGCUACUUUGUUACUAAACCAAUUAUUUUUGGAGAUUUCUUGAAGGCUGGAGUUGAUGAAGCUGAUAAAGUUUAUGAAGAUCUGACUGACUUGGAAAAGAUAAAAUCAGUUUUGCAGGACUACCUAGAUGACUAUAAUUUGGUGAAUGCCAAAGAUGUGAAGCUUGUAUUUUUCCUGGAUGCCAUAGAGCAUGUUGCAAGGAUUGCUCGAAUGAUCCGUCAGGAAAGAGGAAAUGCCCUUCUCGUUGGCGUUGGUGGAACAGGCAAACAGUCUUUGACUAGACUUGCAGCUCAUAUGUGUGGCUAUAAAUGUUUUCAAAUAGAAUUGAGCCGUGGAUACAAUUAUGAGACCUUUCAUGAAGAUCUAAGAAAAUUGUUCAAAAUGGCUGGGGUAGAAGACAAGAAUAUGGUUUUUCUCUUCACCGAUACUCAGAUUGUUGUUGAGGAAUUCUUGGAGGACAUUAAUAACAUGCUGAAUUCUGGGGAAGUGCCCAAUUUGUUUGAAAAGGAUGAGCUUGAGUAUGUUUUGGCUGCAACAAGACCAAAAGCUAAAGAAGCAGGUAUUCCAGAAGGGAACAGAGAUGAGGUGUUUCAGUUUUUCAUCAAUCGGGUGCGACAGAAGCUACAUAUUGUGCUUUGUAUGAGUCCAGUUGGAGACGCUUUCCGUGCACGAUGCCGCAUGUUUCCAUCACUUGUAAACUGCUGUACUAUUGACUGGUUUGUGCAGUGGCCCAGAGAAGCACUUUUAUCUGUAUCACAGACAUUUUUCGUCAACGUUGACCUUGGCAGCGAUGAGAUGAAAGAACGGCUUUCUGAAAUGUGUGUAGAAAUCCACAUGAGCGUCACUGAAAUGGCAGAAAAAUAUUAUGCAGAAUUGAGGAGGCGCUACUACACCACCCCGACCUCAUAUUUAGAGUUAAUUAACCUCUAUUUAUCUAUGCUGGGUGAAAAAAGGACACAGCUGGUUUCGGCACGGGAUCGUGUAAAAAAUGGAUUAAGCAAACUUGGGGAGACCAACAUACUGGUUGAUAAGAUGAAGACGGAGCUGUCGGCUUUAGAACCUGUCCUUAAACAGAAAUCACAGGAUGUGGAGGCUUUAAUGGAGAAACUAUCUGUUGAUCAAGACAAUGCUGACCAAGUACGACGCAUAGUUAAAGAAGAUGAGGCAAUUGCAAAAGUGAAAGCUGAAGAGACUCAAGCAAUAGCGGACGAUGCCCAGAGGGAUCUUGAUGAGGCAUUGCCAGCUCUUGAAUCGGCAAAUAAAGCGUUAGACUCUCUGGAUAAGGCCGACAUAUCAGAAAUCCGUGUGUUUCCAAAACCACCAGACCUUGUCAUGACUGUCAUGGAAGCUAUUUGCAUUCUCCUGAAUUCUAAACCUGACUGGGCAACAGCAAAACAGCUACUUGGUGACUCCAACUUUCUCAAAAGACUUUUAGAGUAUGAUAAAGAAAAUAUAAAACAUCAGAUAUUACUGAAACUUCAGAAAUAUAUUAAUAAUCCAGAUUUUGUGCCAGAGAAAGUUGAAAAAGUGUCGAAGGCAUGUCGCUCUAUGUGUAUGUGGGUGAGAGCUAUGGAUUUGUAUUCCCGAGUGUUAAAAGAUGUUGAACCCAAAAAACAAAAACUUGCAACUGCACAGGCCGAACUUGAUGCUACAAUGUCAAACCUAAAAGAUAAGCAAAGAAAAUUAAAAAGUGUGGAACAACAAAUCCAAGAGCUUCAAGAUCAGUAUGACAAGAGUCUUGGAGAAAAAGAAAGCCUUGCAAAAACAAUGGCACUUACGCAAGCGCGUCUUAACCGUGCUGGGAAGUUAACCUCAGCACUAGCAGAUGAACAGGUCCGAUGGAAGGAGAGCAUUGCUAAUUUUGAAGAGGAGAUUUCAAAUGUCAUUGGAAAUGUUUUCAUUGCCGCCGCCUGCGUUGCAUAUUUUGGUGCUUUUACAGCCGUUUAUAGACAGAUGUUAAUCGACAAUUGGAUUCAGAAGUGUCAAAAGUUAGAAAUUCCUAUCAGCCCUAAAUUUAGUCUUAUAAAUAUUUUGGGUGAUGCCUAUGAAAUUCGCCAGUGGAAUACAGAUGGUUUGCCACGGGAUCAUGUUUCUACAGAGAAUGGUAUUCUAGUAACACGUGGAAGACGUUGGCCUCUGAUGAUUGAUCCUCAAGAUCAGGCAAAUCGAUGGAUAAGAAACAAGGAAACCAAGAAUGGUUUGAAAAUUAUUAAGCUUACUGAUGCUGGUUUUCUGAGGACACUUGAAAAUGCAAUACGACUUGGCCUACCUGUUUUAUUGGAAGAGCUGAAGGAAACUUUAGAUCCUGCUCUGGAGCCAAUUCUUUUGAAGCAGACCUUUGUGUCAGGCGGAAGAAUGCUAAUUCGCCUUGGAGAUUCUGACAUUGAUUAUGAUAAGAAUUUUAGGUUCUACAUGACGACUAAAAUGCCAAAUCCACAUUAUCUUCCUGAGGUGUGCAUCAAAGUUACUAUAAUUAAUUUCACUGUAACAAGAUCUGGCCUGGAGGAUCAGCUGCUCAGUGACGUUGUACGGCUUGAAAGACCAGAUUUAGAAGAGCAAAGAAACCAGCUUAUAAUAAGAAUAAAUUCUGACAAGAAUCAGCUGAAAGCUAUAGAGGAUCGAAUUCUGAAACUUCUUUUUGCAUCAGAGGGAAACAUUCUGGACAAUGAGGAACUUAUCAACACACUGCAGGAAUCAAAGAUAACUUCUAGUGCCAUCAAAACAAGACUUCAAGAAGCAGAAACCACAGAGCAGAAGAUAAACACCGCUCGUGAAAAGUACAGGACAGUAGCCACUCAGGGAUCUGUAAUAUACUUUGUGAUUGCAAGUCUUUCAGAAAUAGAUCCGAUGUAUCAGUUUUCACUGAAAUAUUUUAAGCAAUUAUUUAACACAACGAUAGAGUCUUCUGAAAGAAGUGAUGAUCUUGAUGUACGCCUGGCAACCCUUCUAAGUCAGACUCUGUUUUCAGCAUACACCAAUGUUUCACGGGGCCUUUUUGAGCAGCAUAAACUUAUCUACAGCUUUAUGCUCUGUAUCGAGAUCAUGCGACAAAGAGGAGAGAUCAGUGACUCUGAAUGGAAUUAUUUCCUCAGAGGUGCUGCUGGCUUAGAUAAGGAGCGCACAAGGAAACCUGAUGUCCCAUGGCUUUCUGACACACUUUGGUAUGGUUGCUGUGACCUAGAAGAAAUGCUCCCAUGUUUCCAAGGAAUCCAGAAAGAUAUUUUGAGAAUACCUAUUGCUAUCCGUUUAGGGUCACUUGAAAUUCAGAUAAAUGUCAAUGCUUGGGAAGGUUAUGAAGAAGAGCAACAUAAGAUACAGUCAGAAAAUGGAACUGAUGUAACUUUUGGUCUGUGGGAUGAAAAACUUAACUUAUUUCAGAAACUAAUUCUUAUAAAAAUCAUAUAUGAAGAGAAGGUUGUUUUUGCUAUCACAGAAUUUGUGAUAAACAGUCUCGGGAAGCAAUUCAUUGAGAACCCACCAGUAGAUUUAGCUACUCUUUACCAAGAUAUAUCACCUUCAACACCUUUAAUUUUCAUCUUAAGUACUGGAUCUGACCCAAUGGGAGCAUUCCAGAGAUUUGCCAAAGAAAAAGGAUAUUCAGAUCGAGUACAAUCAAUUUCUUUGGGACAAGGACAAGGACCAAUUGCAGAAAAAAUGAUAAAGGAUGCUUUGGACUCAGGAAAUUGGAUAUUUCUGCAGAAUUGCCAUUUAGCUAUUUCGUGGAUGCUGCCUAUGGAAGAACUGAUAAAGAGUUUUACUGAACCAAAUGUUUCCAUUAAUGAGAACUUCAGACUGUUCUUAAGUUCUAUGCCAAGCAAUAUAUUUCCUGUCACCGUGCUCCAGAAUUCUGUGAAGGUUACUAAUGAGCCACCAAAAGGUCUCCGUGCUAAUAUUCGGCGUGCGUUUACAGAACUUACUCCAGAUUUCUUUGAAAACCAUGAUCUUGGGGCUAAUUGGAGGAAAAUUGUAUUUGGAAUUUGUUUCUUUCACGCCAUCAUUCAGGAAAGGAAAAAAUUUGGACCUCUCGGAUGGAACAUCUGCUAUGAAUUUAAUGACAGUGAUCGAGAAUGUGCACUCCUCAAUUUAAGCUUGUAUUGCAAGGAUGGAAAGAUACCAUGGGAUGCACUCACAUAUAUUACUGGGGAAAUAACAUACGGUGGUAGAGUGACUGAUGCAUGGGACCAAAGAUGUUUGAGAACAAUACUUAGAAGAUUCUUCUCUCCGGAGACUCUUGAAGAUAACUAUCGUUAUUCUGAGUCAGGUAUAUACUUCAGUCCAGAUGCUGAGAAACUGCAAUAUUACAAAGACUAUAUUGAAAACCUGCCCUUGACCGAUGACCCAGAAAUCUUUGGAAUGCAUGAAAAUGCCAAUUUAGCUUUCCAGCGUAAGGAAACAAGCACUUUAAUUAAUACAAUAUUGGAUGUCCAACCAAGGUCUGCAGCCCGGGGCUCUGGAAAAAGCAAUGAUGAAAUAGUCAGCGAACUGGCAACUUCUAUCUUGUCAAAGCUACCAGAAAAACUAGACAUGGAUGCCGCAUCAGAAGCACUGUUUACUAAAGACUCCAAUGGACGGGUUAACUCUUUAACAACUGUACUUGGACAAGAAGUAGACAGGUUUAAUAAACUCAUUGAAGUAGUCAAAAACUCACUGGAGACUCUCAAUAAAGCAAUUGCUGGUUUUGUGGUAAUGUCUGAGGAGAUGGAGAGAAUAUACAAAAGUUUUCUCAACAAUCAUGUGCCAACAUUAUGGGCGGAUGCUGCUUAUCCCUCACUGAAACCCUUGGGAUCCUGGGUAAAAGAUUUUAUGUUGAGGACAGCUUUUAUAGAUGCUUGGAUUCGCAGAGGCCUACCAAAGUCAUUCUGGAUCUCUGGUUUCUUUUUCCCCCAAGGAUUUCUCACAGGAGCCCUUCAGAACCAUGCUCGGAAGUACAACUUGCCUAUAGAUGAACUUAGCUUCCACUAUAAUGUUCUGCCUUAUUAUCGUGAUCAAGCAGCAGUGAUUGAAGCACUGAAAUCAGUACAGUUUGGAGAAGAGUUGCCAAUGGAUAUACAGCUACCAUCCCCAGAAGAUGGUGUACUGGUGCACGGGAUGUUUAUGGAUGCAAGUCGUUGGGAUGAUAAAAACAUGGUUAUAGAAGAUGCAUUGCCAAGACAAAUGAAUUCCAUGCUACCUGUUGUUCACUUUGAACCUCGCCAGAAUUACAGUCCAUGCUCAAAAUUAUAUCAAGCGCCACUCUAUAAAACAGGAGCUAGGGCAGGUACACUGUCCACAACAGGUCACUCUACUAAUUUUGUGGUUACUGUGUUGUUGCCGUCAAACAGAAGCAAUGAUUACUGGAUCUCAAAAGGGUCAGCUUUGCUUUGCCAGUUAAAUGACUGAGUACCUCAGAAGAGCACUUGCCUUUAUGUUAUUGAUUUGUGGAAUUUCAAAUGAAUGCACACGUUUUUUGCAUUUAAUGGAAAUAUAUUUAUAAAGUUAUAUGUAUUUAUCUUCCUCUUAAAAUAUAAAUUUAUUUAAAUGAAA